Molecule: messenger RNA, 1284 nt
Organism: Elephantulus edwardii (Cape elephant shrew)
Lineage: Eukaryota; Metazoa; Chordata; Mammalia; Macroscelidea; Macroscelididae
Gene: CPA5
Product: carboxypeptidase A5
Exons: 11
Coding region: 1-1284 (427 amino acids)
Biological process (GO): proteolysis
Molecular function (GO): zinc ion binding; metallocarboxypeptidase activity
Source: RefSeq, a predicted model, not a curated record
AUGGACCCCAAGGGGCCCCCUGUGCACAGACUGCUCCUGAUUUGCACCUGGAUUCUGACGACAGCUUCAGGCCAAAUGAACUUCACAGGCGACCAGGUCCUUCGAGUCCUGGCCAAAGAUGAGGAGCAGCUGUCACUUCUCAGGAAUCUGGACAUCAUAAAGCCCCAGAAGGUGGACUUCUGGCGUGGGCCAGCCAGACCCAGCCUCCCUGUGGACAUGAGAGUUCCUUUCUCAGAGCUGAAAGACAUUAAGGCGUACCUGGACACUCAUGGCCUCCACUACAGCAUCAUGAUCAAGGACAUCCAGGUGCUGCUGGACGAGGAGCGAGAAGCCAUGGUGAAGUCCCGCCGGCUGGAGCGCAGCAUCAGUGGCUUCAGUUACUCUUCUUACCACACCCUGGAGGAGAUAUACAGCUGGAUUGAUAGCUUUGUAACAGAACAUUCAAAUAUUGUUUCAAAGAUCUACAUUGGCCAAAGCUUUGAAAACCGCUCCAUUCCUAUCCUGAAGUUUAGCACUGGCGGUUUUCAGCGUCCAGCCAUCUGGAUUGACAGUGGGAUUCACUCCCGGGAGUGGAUCACCCAUGCCACCAGCAUCUGGAUUGCCAAGGAGAUUGUCAGUGUAUACGGCAAAGAUGACGUCCUGACAGACACACUGAAGGACAUGGACAUCUUCAUCGAAGUUGUCACCAACCCUGAUGGGUUUGCGUACACCCACAGCAUGAACCGCUUGUGGCGGAAGAACAAGUCUGUCAGACCUGGAAUCUCCUGCAUCGGAGUGGAUCUCAACAGGAAUUGGAAGACAGGGUUCGGAGGAAAUGGUUCCAAAAACAACCCCUGCUCAGAGACUUACCACGGGCCGUAUCCUCAGUCAGAACCCGAGGUGGAUGCCAUGGUGAAGUUCAUCCAAGCCCACGGGAAGAUCAAGGCCCUGAUCUCCAUCCACAGCUACUCUCAGAUGCUCAUGUACCCGUAUGGCUACAUGCUGGAGCCUGUUCCAAACCAGAAUGAGUUGUACCACCUGGCCAAGCAGGCUGCGAAGGCGCUGUAUGAGGUCCAUGGGGUGGAGUACAUCUUCGGCAGCAUCAGUACCACCCUCUACGUGGCAAGCGGCAUCACCGUUGACUGGGCCUAUAAGAACGGCAUCAAAUAUGCCUUCAGCUUCGAGCUCCGCGACACCGGGCGCUAUGGCUUCCUGCUGCCAGCCUCACAGAUUGUCCCCACUGCCCAGGAGACAUGGAUGGCUAUCCGCACCAUCAUGGCACAUACCCUGAAUAACCCCUACUAA